Messenger RNA from Pseudozyma flocculosa PF-1, 1116 nucleotides. RefSeq lists its product as uncharacterized. Gene Ontology annotation, biological process: rRNA processing; tRNA 5'-leader removal. Gene Ontology annotation, cellular component: ribonuclease MRP complex; ribonuclease P complex. Lineage: Eukaryota; Fungi; Basidiomycota; Ustilaginomycetes; Ustilaginales; Ustilaginaceae. The record is from RefSeq and is a predicted model, not a curated record. Gene Ontology annotation, molecular function: ribonuclease P RNA binding. The transcript is spliced from 4 exons. The coding region runs from base 1 to 1116 and encodes 371 amino acids.
AUGGACCGACCGCCACAGGAACACCCGCACUCCGAGGCGCUGCUCGCGAGCAUCCUCCAGACGCCCGAUGUUGAUGUACCGGCGAGCGGGCGGCCGAGCGGGGAGACGCACGCGCACUACGUCGAGAGGCUCAAGGACCGGCGGGUCCAGCUCUCGAACCCGGAUCGCAAGCGGCCCAAUUCCGGGGGCGGCGAUGCCAGGGCGGGGAUACGGGCGGAGUCGAAGCUGACGCGGCGGAAGAGGAGGGUCAAGGCUGAGUUGGCGCGGAUCAAGCGGUUGCGGAUCGGUAUGACGCAGGAGGUUCGACGACGUGAGGAGCAGGAGGAGGGGCAGGAGGUGGAGGGGAGGAGGAGGGGGAGGGAUGAUGGGGGAAAGGAGAGGGAGACGGUCAAGGAGAAGCAGCGCGAGCUGGCCGAGAUCAAGAAGCAAGAGAGGAAGACCCGAUCCCCUUCGUCGUCGUCGUCCUCGAUGCGGACCAAGGGAAAACGGGUGGAGCGCAACGCCACCAAGCCGCUUACACGGUCGCAGCGCAAGGCAAUCGGGCUGGAACGUGUCGACGCCAACGUCGAGUACGAGCUGAUGCAGCCGCUGCACGAGCUGUGGACGUCGUACAUCCAGCAGCUGCUCGGCUUCACCGUCCUCGACGCAUCCACGUCCCAGCUCGUGCCCAACCCGAGCUUCAACCGCCCCGGCGCCGGUGCCGGCGGGGGGGUGGGGAGCUUGAACAACCUCUCUUCCGGCGCCGUCUCUGCGAUACAGGGAAGCCUGAUCAAGGCGGACCUGUGUGGCGCCCUCGUACAUGUGGUACGCUCUUCGAACCCCUCGCUCGUCAACCAGAGCGGUCUCGUGGUCAAAGAGACGGAACGCACGCUCGUCAUUGCGCCCCGACCCCGACCCCAAGCGACGUCGGGAGGCGAGUCCCAUUCCCCUUCUCCAAAGACAAGAGUCGUGCCCAAGCACAAUACCGUCUUCGCCAUCGACAUCCCGCUACCCGGCGACAACGUGGCCCUGCACAGGAGCCUCUCGACCCUCUUUUUGCGCGCCCUGUAUUUCUACACGCCACCUCAUCCAACAACCACCCAAGGUUCGAUACGACACGAUCGACGUCAUCCUUGA